UGGCCGGCAGGUGAGGGCGGGCGAGCACAGAAGGGCACACUAUUGCCAUUGCUGCCACUUGGGUUUGUCCUUCUGCUGCAGAUUUUAACUCCGAAAACCUGCCUGCCAGGGGCUCCCUGCAGCUCUUUCCGGUGCAGGCUUCUGGCUCUCUCUCAGGGUUCUGCAAGAGGAAGGAGUGGGUCUGUGAGUGUUUAUAUGUUUUUCUAGUCCCUUCACACUUAUGAAAAGUGUGUAUAUGUGAGAGUGUGCAGAGUGUGGGGGGGUUGUCAAAGAGAGAACGAGGACGGAAGAGAAGGAGAGUUCUCUGAGAGCUCCUGUGGCCCUGGCUUCAGGGUCCCUCAGUGGGCUGCCUCUGUAGCCAGGCUCUCCUGGUGCACGGCUCUGAAAUGAAGUCCCCCUGGAACAUCUGUUUGGCGACUCCUCUGUUCUUACUCCUGCCCAUUCACACAUGGGCCUCUCCAGCCUCUGAGGACCAGGCCAGCGCCAGAUACUCCAAUGGCCACACCUGUGUAGCCUGUGUGGUGGUGGUAUCCAUGAUUGAACAACUUGCUCAAGUUCACAACUCCACGGUGGAGGCCUUGAUGGAGAGACUCUGCAGCUACCUGCCAGAAAAGUUAUUCUUGAAGACCACCUGCUACUUAGUGAUAGAAAUAUUUGGACCAGACCUCAUAAAACUGCUUAACACAGAUAUGAAUGCUGAUGUGGUGUGUCAUUCCCUGGAGUUUUGUAAGCAGGACCCUGGCCAACCAUUGUGUCAUCUCUACCCACUUCCCAAGGAGGCAUGGAAACCUACCCUAGAGAAGGCGAGACAGAUCGUGAAGAAAUCCCCAAGUCUGAAACACUCCAGAAGUAGUUCUGAUAUUUGUUCCCUCCCAUUUUUGGCCAGGAUCUGUCAGAGGAUUAAAUCAGCUAUAAAAAAUUCUGUGCCAUUCAAAGAUGUAGAUUCAGACAAAUACAGUGUUUUCCCAACACUGAGGGGCUACCACUGGCGAGGAAGAGACUGCAAUGACAGCAACAAGAUGGCAUAUCCGGGCAGAAGGCCAGUCAACUGGGAUAUACAUGAGGAUUCAAACUGUAAUGGCAUUUGGGGUGUCGAUCCAAAAGAUGGAAUUCCAUAUGAGAAGAAGUUCUGUGAAGGUUCACAGCCCAGGGGAAUCAUUUUGCUGGGAGACUCAGCUGGGGCUCAUUUUCACAUCUCUCCCGAAUGGCUCACAGCUUCACAGAUGUCUUUGAAAUCCUUCAUCAAUUUACCAACAGCUCUUACCAAUGAGCUCAACUGGCCCCAACUCUCUGGCGCUACUGGGUUUCUGGACUCCAUUAGUGGAAUUAAGGAAAACUCUAUUUACCUUCGAUUACGGAAAAGAAACCACUGCAAUCACAGAGACUACCAGAAUAUUUCAAGAAAUGGUGCAUCUUCCCAAAACCUGAAGAAGUUUAUAGAAAGUUUGUCUAGGAACCAACUGUUGGACCAUCCAGCCAUCGUCAUAUACGCCAUGAUUGGAAAUGAUGUCUGCAGCAGGAAAGUUGACCCAGUCCCAGAAAUGACCACUCCGGAGCAAUUAUACUCCAGUAUCAUGCAGACUCUGAAGUAUCUAAAUUCCCACCUGCCCAAUGGCAGCCAUGUUAUUUUAUACGGCUUACCAGAUGGAAGGUUUCUCUGGGAUAAUUUGCACGACAGAUAUUAUCCUCUCGGCCAGCUAAAUAAGGACGUGACCUAUGCGCAUUUCUACUCCUUCCUGAACUGUCUCCAGGUCAGCCCCUGCCACGGCUGGAUGUCCUCCAACAAGACGCUCCGGACUCUCACUUCAGAGAGAGCAAAACAACUCUCCCAUACACUGAAAAAAAUUGCAGCCAGCAAGAAAUUUACGAACUUCGAUCUUUUCUACGUGGAUUUUGACUUCCAGGAAGUCACAGAGGAGUGGCAGAAAAGAGGCGGGCAGCCUUGGCAGCUCAUUGAACCAGUCGAUGGAUUCCACCCCAAUGAGGUGGCUUUGCUGCUGUUGGCAGAUCACUUCUGGAAGAAGGUGCAACUCCAGUGGCCCCAGGUUCUGGGGAAGGAGAAUCCAUUCAACCCUCAGAUUGAACAAGUGUUUGGAGAUCAAGGAGGCCACUGAGUGCCUCCAGGAUAUGCACUCCUGGAAAGCUCAGGGAGGCAAGAACAAAGUGCUUUUCUCUCCUCUUGGAGUCUGUCUGAAUGACAACGUGAUUCUGUGUGUUUCGGGGAGCAGUCCCCUCCAUUUGUCCCUCAGAUCACCUUCCAUUAAAGUGUUUUGGAUGCCAUUCCAAGCAAGAGAGUUUCUGUGCCCUUCAAUAGCUAAUUGUUUAAAAACAAAUUAAAGGUCCCAGGGCCUUGGUUCACCAGGACUGAUGAACAGUUAGAGUUCAACAGCACUCUGCUGCUGUUGCUUUAAGAGGGCCAGCAACCAGGGCUGCCCCUGGGGAGGCUGCUGGCCGGCUGCCUGCCGAGGAUGCUCACAAGAAAACACAAAACCAUAAAUACAGAAUCAGGGACAAACCUGAAUGUUUAUUUAGAAGGAGAAAAGGAAUCGCAACAAAUUACGAAUUUUUAAAAGUUGCCAAAUAGCAUAAACCCCACAAAAUCCAGAUGAUUGAGAAAAAAAAAGAUGACCAUUUUCUUUAAAAGGUUUUCUUACAUCCUCUGGCUGCAUAAUCUCAUCAUCCUUUCCUAUAACAGUGAUUUGGUGAUAUCAUUGUGUACAGAAAGGACAGAAAAGCAAAACGUGUCUCUUUUUAUUGAUAAUUUGGAAGAAUUUCUUUCAACUGCGUAAAGUUGGUAAAGUCAUGUAAACUUUUAGAAUUGUCAAACUGGGAAGACCUCUAUCAAAUUUCUUUUGAGUGAGAGCUAUUAGAGACACACUCCCUAUUUGGAGUAUUGUUAAUGUUUUGUGUGCAAAUACGCCCAGGAAUUCUGGCAAAUUCUGUUGUACGCCAUUCUCAUUGGUGUGUCAUCUCCCUUGCCCAUCACCGAUGCAGCCAUGGAUUCAGGGAUGUACACCCAGACCCAUGUCAUGCUGCCAGCAUCCCACUUCACAUGGGCACAUCCUCCUCCAUUCUGCCCUCAGGAGCAUGCUUGACACAGCCCAGAGGUGUGGGGCAGUUCCACCCCAGGGGUCCCAGGAGCCAGUGAAUAAAUGCACCAGCCUCUUCCUUUCAUGGUCCCUUUGGGGAGGCAUUCAGUGUGUUUCUCAGGGCAGAGUCAGCCCCUUUGUUCAUGGCAACAAUGCCUUAGAUGAUGCUUCAUUCUACCCUGUGUCCCUCUCCUUGCUCCCUCAUUCCUGCUUUCUGGGAUGCUUCCCAA
Molecule: messenger RNA, 3319 nt
Organism: Nyctereutes procyonoides (raccoon dog)
Lineage: Eukaryota; Metazoa; Chordata; Mammalia; Carnivora; Canidae
Gene: AOAH
Product: acyloxyacyl hydrolase
Exons: 21
Coding region: 387-2114 (575 amino acids)
Biological process (GO): lipopolysaccharide catabolic process; negative regulation of inflammatory response
Molecular function (GO): calcium ion binding; acyloxyacyl hydrolase activity
Source: RefSeq, a predicted model, not a curated record